Podarcis lilfordi (Lilford's wall lizard) is the source of this 3579-nucleotide messenger RNA. The record is from the annotation of a GenBank genome assembly. NCBI's taxonomy places the organism in Eukaryota, Metazoa, Chordata, Lepidosauria, Squamata, Lacertidae.
AUGUCCCACUUAAAGGAUCUCAAAGACAACUUCCACAGUGACACAGUCCUUUCCAUCCUUAAUGAACAACGCAAUCGGGGUGUUUUAUGUGAUGUUACUAUAAUUGUGGAAGACACCAAAUUUAAAGCCCACAGCAACGUCUUGGCUGCUUCAAGCCUUUAUUUCAAAAAUAUAUUUUUGAGUCGUGCUGCAUGUAUUUCUGGACAUGUACUAGAGCUAAACGACCUCAAGGCUGAAGUGUUCACAGAAAUACUCAAUUAUAUCUACAGUUCCACUGUAGUUGUUAAAAAGCAGGAGACUGUCCUAGACCUUGCAGCUGCAGGGAAAAAACUGGGAAUAUCCUUUCUAGAAGAUCUUAUGGAAAAAGGGCCUUCAAAUUCUCCUUGCCCAUAUUCAUUUUGCAAUAGUGAAAAGGGCGAAGUAAAAGAAGAAAAAAGACAAGACGAUUCAGCUAUCACAAAUGGACCAAGAAUCACAAAUGCAUACUCAAUUUUUGAGACAGAAAAUAGUAAUAAUUUGUUUUCUCCUCUUGAUCUGAGAGCAAGUUUUAAAAAAAAUCCAGAAGUAAAUAAAGCACCCAGCAAUGGUCAGGAUAGGAAUGGGACUUGCAAAGAUGUGGAACCAGCCAGCACAUUAGCGGAACAUUCCUAUGCUGUUACUACAGGUUUUGAUUCUUUUCAACGAAAUUCCUUUUAUAACAAUGAAAAUAGCGCCGCUUGUAAAAUGGGUGAAGAAGAACCUGAAGCUGUCCAGUCAAUGCCUCUGGCUGAAUCCGUAAUUCAAACAUAUAGUAUGCCAAAGGCUACUUAUAACUCCCAUGACAGUGAAGUACCUGCAGCAAAGGGAUCAAACCACAAAGGAACCAGUGCGGAAGGUCACCACAAAGCAGUAAACGAUCACACAAUUUCUUUUGAUAAAUCCCACCCAAAUACCGUCCUCCCUUCGAAGGAAGAUGAAAAUAAAUCAGAUCACAUUUCUGGAUCAGUAGUCACAGUCAUUCCACGUGUCUAUGACUGUUGCACCAAACCACUUAAUGAUGGGACUCAGUUCUGCACUCAUCUUCAACUUCACCCACAGCCCCAAGAACCUUUAGUCUGCAGGUACUGCAGCAAACAAUUUGAAAGUGCUACUGGACUAGAGACACAUGAGCAAGUAUGCAGGGAAUUGGGCAGCUUGUGUGCUCCAAGUGAAAAUGAGCAGAGUUGUUUAGAUAAUUUUGCAACUUCUAAUGGGAAAACUGGCACCUCAUAUGUGAACCUAGAGCCUGCAAUGACAGAAAAUAAUCUACCUGAUUAUUCUGUCACAAACUCCACCAUGCCAGAAACGGACCACUUUGUUAACGUCGUUGAUGGACAAAUACUUUAUACUUGCAAUGUCUGCAAACGGACCUAUGUCACCUUGUCUAGCCUCCGAAGACAUUCAAAUGUUCAUUCGUGGAGAAGGACUUACCCUUGCCAUUACUGCAACAAAGUAUUUGCAUUGGCAGAAUACCGUACCAGACACGAAAUCUGGCACACAGGAGAAAGGCGGUAUCAGUGUAUCUUCUGCCUUGAGACCUUUAUGACAUAUUACAUACUGAAAAACCACCAGAAAUCUUUCCAUGCAAUUGACCAUCGGCUUGGAGUUAAUAAGAAAACGGCUAAUGGCGGCUUGAAGCCAAGUGUAUAUCCUUACAAACUUUAUAGGCUUUUGCCUAUGAAAUGCAAAAGAGCGCCGUAUAAAAGUUAUGGAAACUCACCAUAUGAAAGUGUGCAAGCAAAUGUGCAAGUUAAUGAAAUACCUUCUAGUACCUGCAUCAUUCAGAAUACUGUCACUUCUGAAUUGAAUUUUUCAAACACAAGUGUCUCCUUGGAAACAUCUUCAUGUAGUGAUGCAAGGGCAGCACCUGUGAACCCUCCAAAUAGUUCUUCCUGGGAAUGUGGUACAUCAGAAUCAGACCUUAAAAAUAAUACUUAUACUACAGAAAGGCCAUUGCCUUUCACAGAACUUAACUCUGGUCCUCAGGAAUAUGAUUACUCUCUUCAAACGUUUAGUAGUAGCAAUGUCAAUGAAAAUCCAACCUCUGUUAUUAACUACAAUAAUUCAGCAUCCCCUGUAAUAGUGCACCAGGGUAGAGUUUCAUCUGUAAUAAUGCACAGUAACUCUGUCAAUGCAAUAGGAAGCAGCAUUAUAGCAACCCCAGAUACUACGGCCAGCCAAGGGGCAAGCAAUGACCACAUACAUGGGUCAGAUGAUCUCAAAAGCAAUGGUAGGACAAGAAGCAAUAAGGAAAAGAAAAAAGUACCGCUGUAUGACAAAGAAGAGACAUCGGAGGAAUUAAAAUAUAUGACAAAUACAGAAAUCUCUGACAGACCCACUGGUAUCUUUGAACCUUCAAGUAAGACUGAAACCUACAUUGCAAAACCUGCAUUGCCAGGAACAUCUGCCGAUAGCAAUGUGGCUCCUCUGUGUCAAAUAACAGUUAAAAUUGGGAAUGAAGCCAUUGUGAAAAGACAAAUUUUGGGGUCAAAAUUGUUUUACAAAAAAGGAAGGAGACCUAAAUAUGAAUCCAGAGAAGAUCAUGCAACUCAGGCUGCAGAACGAGAAAAGCGAGAGAGAAGUACACCUCGAGUUUGUCGACCAGACUACAUUGAACUCAAUGAAAUGUGUGAUGAUGUAAGCGACCAUGACUCCAAUGAUAAACCGUGGCGCCCAUAUUACAAUUACAAACCAAAAAAGAAAUCUAAACAACUAAGGAAAAUGAGAAAGGCAAAAUGGAGAGAGAAGUACAAAAGCAGAAAUUCCUACAGAGAAAGUGAAAAGCCAUGCGUCACAAGUUAUGCACUUAGGAACAUUCCUGAAGAAAAGGUCCCUAAUCAGGAAGAUGAUGGCGGAAUGCCGAGUCUUCCCUGUGAACUCUGUAAAAGAGAGAGCUCUUCUACUGAAGGAGCCAAUGAACAUUUACACUGGGAGAGAACUGCUUCUGGGUCCUAUAUUUGUGAGGUAUGCCAAAAGGGGUUCCAGAGCCCAUCUGCUCUAAGGAUGCAUAUGCGAUGUCAUACAGGAGAGAAGCCCUACCCUUGCAAAACCUGUGGGAAGAGGUUUUCAGUAGCAGGAAACUUGCAGAAGCAUGAACACACCCACUCAAAGGUCAAGGAGUUUGUCUGUCAGUACUGCAACAAGGCAUUCACUCUAAAUGAAACACUCAAAAUACAUGAGCGAAUCCACACAGGUGAAAAGCGCUACCACUGUCAGUUUUGCUUCCAGAGCUUCUUGUACCUUUCUACCAAAAAGAAUCAUGAGCAAAAGCAUAAACGUGAGCAUAGCGGGAAGGGAUAUGCCUGUUUUCAGUGCCCAAAAGUUUGCAAGACAGCUGCAGCCCUUGGAAUGCACCAGAAGAAACAUUUGUUCAAAAGCUCCAAGCAAGAGGAUAGAAAAGAUUAUCCAUUUCAUGAAAGCACUAAGCCAUUUGCAAGUCAACACUUCAUUGACUCAGAUGGGCAGGAAACAGCUAAACCUUUACUAAGUCAAAAUGCAAUUGAUGCAGAUGGGCAUGAGGCAACUAGCAUUCAGAAUUAUGCAUCAGAUGUUGGACUUUGA